Messenger RNA from Acanthopagrus latus (yellowfin seabream), 2210 nucleotides. RefSeq names its product bucky ball (gene buc). The transcript is spliced from 7 exons. Bases 158 to 1915 code for a protein of 585 amino acids. NCBI's taxonomy places the organism in Eukaryota, Metazoa, Chordata, Actinopteri, Spariformes, Sparidae. The record is from RefSeq and is a predicted model, not a curated record.
CUGAGAUGUUUGGCCUUUUGUUAGUAGAGCGUCAGGAGGACCUGAGAGUGAAGCGUCUCUACUUCUGUUUAUCCAAGAACUGAUGUUUAUUUGUUUGUGUUGGUCCCUCUGAGGUGUUUUAUUUCCGACAGGUUGAGCAAAAAGCACGAGACACAAAAUGGACGACGGCGGCAAACCACCUCACGCAUUCGGCAGCGGACAGCAGCGACCGCAACACCCCCGACCGUUUUUCUACGUCCAGCCUCCGUCUCAACCUUACUUCAUGUACCAGCAGUGGCCGCUGAGCAACCCGUACAGUCACUACGGUCUUCCUGGAGGUUUUAAUUUUGGUCGUCCCUGCAUCCCGCACCCAUACCAGUACAUGCAGUACCCCGGCUUUGUCUUCCCGCACGCCCCGAUCUAUCCGAUGGAUCACAGGCGGAUGUUCGAGCCUCGCUUCCACGCCCCGACCUGGAGCGACGUGCCUCGCCAGUGUUAUCACCCGCAGCCUCAAGGGAGGCGGGAAACGGCCUGUUCUGAGGCUCAGACCGACCCGAGCGACGCCAUCACCAAACUCAUCGAGUGCUUGGACAAAAUCCGAGGCAGCGACAGAGAGCUGGACUCGGGAGUCGCCUCGCAGUCCUCGGGGAUGUUUUCUCCGGAUGAGGAGAGGAAGAGUGAGGAGCAGGGUCACGUCCUGCCUUCAGUGCCUGAUGUCCACUCGGAGUCUCCAGCCGUGACCUUCAGUGACUCCACGUUGGCGGUGUACGACGCCGAGUCCAGCCAGAGGAGCCUGGACGCCCUGAGCACCCCUGGACGCUGGUCAGGAGGAUUGGAAGAGGAGCUGCCCCUCGAUAGUUCCUCCGUUCAUGAGUGCGAACAGGAAGACCUCCUCCCUCUUGAGAAGGGAGAGGUCACGGAUAUCCAGUCAGAUACCUCCGUGACCAAUCCGAGCGUUCCCAAAUGUGGCGCCGAAAAGCUCCUACCGUCUUCCAAUCUACCGCCGACCGCAGAUAAAAAGACCGAACAGAAAUCCGAUCGAAACUUCAAGAUCCUCAAGCUGCCCUUCGAUGGCGGCUUGUGUCCUGGAGGUGCUGCAGCCAACAUGUCCUCCCCCACCAACGCCUCUGCUCCCUACUACUACAACUACCUCUCCAUGCACUCCACCCACGAGCGGCUGAGCGUCCUCAGUCCAUCUCUGGACGAGCUGUCCUCCAGAGACGAGAUGUUCUCCACAGAUCUGGACGACGCAGAUCUGUUCCCUAAACACGUGUACGCAGGCCGGAGACUGCCAGAGGUUGUGAGCGGAUCUCCUCACGCUGCCGGGGAAGUGGAGGACGUUCGGCUGCCGGGGUCAAAGAAGUUCACGUGCGCCUGCUGUGGGAAGAACCUCCCAAAAGGGUCCGGAAGGAGCAAAGUCCACAGCUCCAAGAUGUACAGGGACGAAGCCGGAGACUCCGAGGACGACGGCAGGUACGGACGAGGGUGUGAGCAGCCGAUCAGGGUGGUCGUCAAGAAGCACUCUGCACCCAGGAAGCCUCAAUCUUUCCCACCGAGACAUGCGGGAAAACCCUGGUACAAGAGAGGCCAGUACAAAGAUCAGCUGGAACCUGUCAGCAAGGAGGAAGGUCGUGAUGUUUGUAAGAAGGAGGCAGCUGACGGAGGAGGAGACGGUGGAGACGGGAUGAGCGGUGAGCUGCAGUGCAGAACGUGUCAGGACAGACUCUGCAGAGAAGAUGUGACCGCGUCGGAUCAGAGCAGGUGGGGCGACGGUGACGUGAUUCCCAGGAGACGACAAGCAGCCGCUCCGCUACGACAAGAGAUGAGCUCUCAGAGGAAGGUGAUGUACCACAGGCCGAAAGAUGAGGAUGAGGAUGAGCCACCACCAGUUCAGUGGGAGAGAGGCUCUAUGAUGAGAGGAGAACCAAGAUGUUGACGUCCCACCAGAUUGACUUGUUGAAUAAAGUGUGUUGAACUGUCCCCCUCAAGGGUGUAAUUGUUCCAGGACCAUAAGUAAUAUUGAGAGCACCAGGUGAAAUGCACUGCACAGAGAGAAAACCUCUUUAUGUUUAGAGGAAACUGGGGAAAAAAUAUAUAAAAAUAUGUAUAAAAUUUACGCAGUGACACAAAUGAAUGAUUUAUGAAUUUCACAAACUGGGCUGAGAGGUUGUGUUACAGAUGAUGGUGUCACUGUUUGGGGCCAGUCCAAUAAAAUGUUGUCAUUAUUUAAA